Molecule: messenger RNA, 2443 nt
Organism: Eleginops maclovinus (Patagonian blennie)
Lineage: Eukaryota; Metazoa; Chordata; Actinopteri; Perciformes; Eleginopidae
Gene: cdip1
Product: cell death-inducing p53 target 1
Exons: 6
Coding region: 222-836 (204 amino acids)
Biological process (GO): intrinsic apoptotic signaling pathway in response to DNA damage by p53 class mediator
Cellular component (GO): cytoplasmic side of lysosomal membrane; nucleus; cytoplasmic side of late endosome membrane
Molecular function (GO): zinc ion binding
Source: RefSeq, a predicted model, not a curated record
UUAAUGACGUGGGAGUAAAUCCGCUCUAGCGGAUGUUGACUCGGAGCUGCAAACGUCAAACAACUUCAGCAACGACCGCGGGUGACACUGAGUCUCUUUAAACCAGAUCCAAGCGCAUUUGACAGAUUCCUCGGUUGGGAUCUUUCUUUUGGUAGCAGAAUAAAGAGUUGUGAGGGGAGCACCGUGUCCAACCCCUUUCCCUAUACAGACAUCCGGCCAGAAUGUCCAGUGAUCCUCCUCCACCGUACCCUGGGGGUCCCAGUGCCCCCCUCAUUGAGGAGAAGAAUGGACAACCUGUUCCUUUGAGAAAUGCUCCUAUACAGGGACAGCCCUUACCUCCAGACUAUGGCCCUCCACCCUAUGAGGCCACAAACCCUGGCUUCCUGCCUCCUCAUGUUCCUGGAGAAGGACCCAUGCCCAUGCCCAUGCCAAUGCCUCCACCCAUGCAAGGUGGCCCCUACCCUCCGCCUGGUCACUUUCCUCACCCGAUGCCGGGACCGAUGGGCCCAGGUCCGAGUCACUUUGUCCACAUGGGGGGUCACACAGCGACCGUCCUGGCUCCUCCUGGAGCCGCCACCACUGUGACCGUACUGCAGGGGGAAAUGUUCCAGACCUCACCGGUGCAGACUGUGUGUCCGCACUGUCAGCAGGCCAUCGUCACCCGCAUCUCCCACGAUGUCGGCCUCAUGAACACACUCUUCUGCCUCUUCUGCUUCUUUGUAGGGUGUGAUCUGGGCUGCUGCUUGAUUCCCUGUCUGAUUGACGACCUGAAGGAUGUGACACACACCUGCCCGUACUGUAAGGGCUACAUUUACACAUACAAGCGUAUAUGCUAACCACCGACAGCAGUAUGCAACAGAGACGUGUACAUGCACACACACACACUCACAGCUUCUCCUGCUGAUAGUGACAGGCUCCCCCCCCGCCAUUUUUGCAAAGUGUUGUGAAGCCCUCUUACAUUGUAAGUGCAGUUUUCUCAUUAGUUCAGAGUAUUUACUGUAUAUAUCUUUCAGCAUAACUCUUUCAUGUAAAAAAACAUGCAUUUGAAAUGUACAAAUCUCACUGAAGUUGUAGGGCACUUAGAUAUCUGCAGAGAUGGAUAAGCAGCAGGCCCAUUGGUGCAUCUGGUCUUGUAUAGACACCUGAAGAAAAGGCUUGUGAUGUUACGCAUGUUAACGAAUACAAAAUAUCUGGAUAGAUACGGUCAGUUAGUGAAAGCUGUGAAAACGGUCACUUAAUUUAUUUAAUUCAUCUGUGAAUCUUGCAGAGAAGCAAACGUAUUGAAGUCAAACAUGCUGGGUUAGCUUUGUUGUUUAUUUUCUGUAUUUAUUUCAGAUAUUUUAUCCACUAUUUUAACAAGUUAAUAUUGAGAACUGUGAACAUGUUUGUCUGUCAGAUCUUUGCUCUAACCUUUUUUUCCCCCUUUUAAUCAUCCCUUCUUGAAUGUGAGCAAACUAACGAACCAUUUUAAACUGAUGCAUUUGCUUGUUUAGGAAUGCCCAAGAUUGACGUGACGUGCUAUAUUUUAUAAUCUUCUGGGUAUUCAGUCAGUAGUCACACAUUUUUAGUGAUUUACAGUUCUGCCCUCUGUCCAUUAUGUACUUAAUUUUGAUAGUAAAUCAAACAUUUGCACUUUAAGUUGAAUUGAAUCCCACUCCCCCCAUGGUGCAUCCAUCCACCUCAUUAGUGUUUGAGAGAUUCACAGUGUCAUCUCAUGAGUAAAAGCAGUGUAUUAUUUAAGUAGACUUUAAAGUAGAGCCAACAAAAGAGUUUAACUGUUACCUAACAAGACACACUGCAUGGCAUCUUGGCAAUCUUAUGUCCUCUCUAUAAGACCAUGUUGGCAAACAAAUGACCGUGGUGGCACCAUCAUCAUGACAUGUUUAGCCUGUAACCCUCCUAGUAAUGGCAUCAGCCCUUUAAGAUUACCUGCAUUGUUCAGAUGCAUGUUAGAAAAGAAAUACCGAUGUAUUUUGACUUAUACUAAAUAGUGAACCUCUCUGUUAGGAAUAAGCUUCUAAUAAAUGAUUGUAUCAGACAUCCUGCAAAAUAACAUUGUGAUUCCAUAGAGAUUACUAACAAUGGAACAACCAUCGUGUGCCCACCACAGCAUGCGCAAUCUGCCCAUCACGUUCUCUCACAAUGUGCAGUUUGUCUGCAUGAGCCACACCUCAAAACAAAUAAUUGUCACUGGCUAGUUCCUGGACUCUCUUAGCAUUGGAUUCUUUUUUCUUUUCUUCUUGAGGCUAGUUAAACUGUCUGAGAAAGUGAAUUUUGAGUUGAAGGAUUGCAUUGAACUUUUAAUACGAAGUACAGUAUGCCAUUCUUGUGCAUAAUGCUGGUUUGCAUUGCUCUCUAAAUGUCUGUGAUAUGUAUAACUAUGUCAACAUUUGUUUGACUGUUGUAUACAGGUACUAUUUUAUCAAUAAAAAUCAGAACAUGA